AUCCAGUAACACGCACAUUCCCGCGUCCCCUGACUGUCAUACGACGGGCACGACCGCUAAUGCAGUGCGCCCCUUUGAAAAACAGGGAACCCAAUCACCUCAUCACCGCCUUAGUCAGUGCAGGGAGCCCCCGGAACCGCCUCCCGUCCCAACAACACUCCCUGAUUGGAGCGCACAACACUUUUCUGUUCCAGGUUCCGAAUAUCCCUGCCAUCAUCUCAAUAUUUAUUAUUGUUUAUUCUGGUGUGUUACUACUAUUGAAUUUCUCCAACACCGCAUAAUCUCACCGACCUAGUUUCCGCAACCCUUAUCGCAAAAUUUUCAAAUCUCUUCUCUUUCCCUUUUCUCUCAUACUUUGUCAAUUUGUUCUGCCUACUUACCA
Aspergillus eucalypticola CBS 122712 is the source of this 382-nucleotide messenger RNA. RefSeq lists its product as uncharacterized. The record is from RefSeq and is a predicted model, not a curated record. Bases 60 to 281 code for a protein of 73 amino acids. The transcript has a single exon. Lineage: Eukaryota; Fungi; Ascomycota; Eurotiomycetes; Eurotiales; Aspergillaceae.